AUGCACAAGUUUGUGACGUAUGCAUGCGCAGGGCUUGUGGGCAUUGUGACGGUAACGCAGUAUGUGUACUUUGCGGUCCUGGCUGGCCUCGCCCUGCCGCUCAAGUACCUGCCAGGCCUCCGGUCGGCGUACUUGGAGAUUGCCACGUACUGCUUCAACCUCACCUCGAUAUGGGUCGUUGCCGUGACGACGUGGUGGGCGGGGACGCGGGUGUAUCGGUAUGGCGUGGCCAUUCCGCCGCAUCACACGCUGACCGAAGGACGGAAGCGUGGUGGCGCCGUGACCUUUAAUCACCUUUCCUUUGCCGACGCCAUGAUGCUCGGCUGCUUCAUGGCCACGCUCCAGGGCGUGUCGUCCAAGUGCUUCCGCUGGAUCUCCAUCCGCUACCUGCUCAACCUCCCGCACGGAUGGAUGCACUGGAUGCGCGACGACAUCUUUGUCUCGUCGGGCAAGUCGAGCCCUGCAGCGGCGGCCCGGAACGAGGCCGAGCUCGUCCGCGGCGUCUCGGACAUUGCCGACCCUAACCAUAUGGCGCAGUGGCUCUUCUUCUCGCCUGAAGGCUCGGUUCAGACCAAGAAGCUCUUUGCCAAGUCGAUCAAGUGGGCGGGCGCGCAGGGCCUUGUUCCGCUCAAGCACCACCUCCUGCCGCGGACCAAGGCCUUUGCCGUCGCCCUCCGCACACUCGGCGAUGCCGUCACCGACAUCUUCGACGUCACCCUCGGCUAUCCGCGCAACGCCAAGGACGGUGACUACGGACCGUGGCGCCCGAUCGACCUCGCCCUGCCGCGCGACGGCGGCCUGCCCAUUCACAUCCACUGCCGCAAGGUCCCGGUUCCGCCCGCCGCCAUCAUCAACGAUGACGACGCCUUUGCCGCGUGGCUCUACGAGUUCUUUGUCGAGAAGGACCGGCUGCUGGACAUCUUUUACGCCACCGGCGCCUUCCCGGACCCGGUCGCGUCGGCGCAGCCUGCGGCGUACACCUGGUCGGUUUACUCGUGGCUUGCCCAGUGGGCGGUCCUUUACGCUCUACCCGCCGCGUACGUCAGCUACGCCUCUGCUGCCGCUCUGAUCUCGUGGCUGUGGUGA
Thecamonas trahens ATCC 50062 is the source of this 1086-nucleotide messenger RNA. Its product is annotated as 1-acylglycerol-3-phosphate O-acyltransferase 3. The transcript has a single exon. Gene Ontology annotation, cellular component: endomembrane system. Lineage: Eukaryota; Apusomonadida; Apusomonadidae. Bases 1 to 1086 code for a protein of 361 amino acids. Gene Ontology annotation, molecular function: acyltransferase activity. The record is from RefSeq and is a predicted model, not a curated record.